AUGAGAUCAACUCCAUUAUUCUUUGCACUUUUCCAAAUUGCCCUUGCCGCAAAAAGAGCUGACCAAACUUGUAACGACCACUGUACUAACGCCUACCAAAAACAACAAUCAUGUGGUGGUGCCGGUACUGUUGGUUCUCAAUCUGAUACUUUGAGAUGUUUGUGUGGUGAUGAAGGCUAUUGGUCUGAAUUGGCUCAAUGUGACUGUUCCAACUAUGACUCCAACGUUUCUGCCCAAGAUCUUCGUGCCUACUACUGUAACUUUGGUGUAAGUAAUGGCUCUCAAGGUCAAUCUGCAGGCGGUGAUACUGCCACUGCCACAGCCAAUACUGAUGGUGCUGCCACUGAUGCUAAUGCUGCCACAGCCAAUACUGAUGGUGCUGCUACAGAUGCUAAUGCUGCCGCAGCCAAUACUGAUGGUACUGCCACUGAUGCUAAUGCUGCUGCAGCCAAUACUGAUGGUGCUGCCACAGAUGCUAAUGCUGCUGCAGCCAAUACUGAUGGUGCUGCUACAGAUGCUAAUGCUGACACAGCCAAUACUGAUGGUGCUGCCACUGAUGCUGCCGCCGCUACUAAUGGUAAUGAUGGUGCUAGUGGAACUGCUGAUGCAAACAACGCCAACACUGCUGGUACUGCAGUUGCUGUGAAUGUUGGUUCUACUGAUGGUACAGGUGCUACAGAUGCUACGAAUGCAGGAUCUACUGCUGCUGUUGAUGCUACUAACGCUGCAUCUGACCCAGCAAAUGCAACUGGUUCUGACGCUGCCAAUGCUGCUACUGCUUCUGGUGCUGCCACUGGCUCAGACGCUGCCAAUGCUGCUACUGCUUCUGGUGCUGCCACUGGCUCAGACACUGCUAAUGCUGCUACUGCUUCUGGUGCUGCUUCCGGUUCAGAUGCUUCUGGUUCUGCUGAGGCUAAUGCCGCAUCCACUGCUGCUGAUGCUGCUUCUGGUUCAGAUGCCUCUGGUUCUGCUGCUGCUGCUGCCAGAACAGCCACCAAUACUGGUUCAGAAUCAGGUACUGCUUCUAGAACUGGUGCUACUACAGGUUCAGGUUCUAAUGCUGCUAGUAUGACAACUAUUACAUCAGGUUCAGGAUCUGCCAAUGGAACAAGUAGCAGAUCAGGUAGUAUGACAACUAUUACAUCUGGCUCAGGAUCUGCUAAUGGAACAAGCAGCAGAUCAGGUUCAGGUUCAGGUUCAAGUUCUGCUACAAGAAGUGGAAGUGGUUCAGAUUCAUCAAGCUCAGGUUCAGGUUCAGGUUCUGGUUCCGGAUCAUCUUCGACUAGAUCUGGUUCCGGUUCCGGUUCCGAUUCAGGUUCCGGCUCUUCAACUUCAUCUGGAUCAGGCUCAGGUUCUGGUUCCAGUACUAGAUCUGGUGGUAUUGCUGCUACUCUUCCAACUGUGACUUUUGGUUCUUUAGUUGCUUUGGCUUUGAACUUAUUAUAA
Candida dubliniensis CD36 is the source of this 1446-nucleotide messenger RNA. RefSeq names its product GPI-anchored protein IHD1 (gene IHD1). The transcript has a single exon. The coding region runs from base 1 to 1446 and encodes 481 amino acids. The record is from RefSeq and is a predicted model, not a curated record. Lineage: Eukaryota; Fungi; Ascomycota; Pichiomycetes; Serinales; Debaryomycetaceae.